GUCAGGAAGAAACGCCGAGAGGUGGGAGUGCCUGGCGAGGGAGGCAGGCGGUCCCUAUCGCAGGCGCUGGGAGCUCCUUUCCGCCCCUCCGCCUGCUUCCAAGCCUGGGCUCUUUGGAGUGGCUGAGGCUGCGGAGCGCUUCUGGAGCCUGUGAAUGAACCCUCCUCUUCUCCCCUCCUCCUCCUUGCUGAGUCUCCUCCUCGGCUCUGACGGUACAGUGAUAUAAUGACGAUGGGUGUCACAACCCGCAUUUGAACUUGCAGGCGAGCUGCCCCGAGCCUUUCUGGUGGAGGAACUCAGGGCGCGCUGGAGCAGCAGUCGUGAGUAUUAGGUCCUGCGGACAGGACCGGGGACCGGGAUCUGCGGUUAGCAGCGCAUCCUCCCUCCAGCUCCGUCCCGCACUCGCCGCAUCCUUCCCCAGCCCCGGCGCUUCCUAUGUGAUCUGCCGGGACAACGCGGAGCCAAUUCUCACAGCUCAGCAGUGAAUUUCCCCCCAAACUGCAGUAAGCUGCCUUUCAAGGACAAGAUGUUGAUAAACAUGAAAAGUGUCUUAUGGAUGUGGUCAACCUUAUUACUAACCCACGCACUACAUAAAGCAAAAACGGAAAGCCCCCCUGUUAAAGGUUCUCUGUCUGGAAAAGUGAACCUACCUUGUCAUUUUUCGACCAUGCCUACCCUACCACCCAAUCACAACACGAGUGAAUUUCUCAGAAUCAAAUGGUCUAAAAUGGAAGUGGACAAAAAUGGAAAAGACAUAAAGGAGACUACCGUCUUGGUGGCCCAGAAUGGAAAUAUCAAGAUUGGUCAGGACUACAAGGGGCGUGUGUCAGUGCCUACACACCCCGAGGAUGUGGGUGAUGCCUCCCUCACCAUGGUCAAACUCCGUGCAAGUGAUGCAGGUGUCUACCGCUGUGAUGUCAUGUACGGGAUUGAAGACACCCAAGACACCAUGUCACUGGCUGUGGACGGAGUUGUGUUUCACUACAGGGCAGCGACCAGCAGAUACACGCUGAACUUUGCGGCUGCUCAGCAGGCUUGUUUGGACAUUGGGGCAGUCAUAGCUACCCCAGAGCAGCUGUUUGCUGCCUACGAAGAUGGCUUUGAACAGUGUGAUGCAGGGUGGCUGUCUGAUCAAACUGUGAGAUAUCCCAUACGGGCUCCCAGAGAAGGCUGUUAUGGAGACAUGAUGGGGAAGGAAGGGGUUCGGACAUACGGAUUCCGCUCUCCCCAGGAAACCUAUGAUGUGUACUGUUACGUGGAUCAUCUGGAUGGCGAUGUGUUCCACAUCACUGCUCCCAAUAAGUUCACCUUUGAGGAGGCUGAAGCAGAGUGUGAAAACCGGGAUGCCAGGCUGGCGACUGUUGGAGAGCUUCAGGCAGCUUGGAGGAAUGGCUUUGACCAGUGCGAUUACGGGUGGCUGUCGGAUGCCAGUGUCCGGCACCCUGUGACUGUGGCCAGAGCCCAGUGUGGAGGUGGUCUACUUGGGGUGAGAACCCUGUAUCGUUUUGAGAACCAGACAUGCUUCCCUCUCCCUGAUAGCAGAUUUGAUGCCUACUGCUUUAAACCUAAACAGAAUAUAUCAGAGACAACCACCAUCGAAAUGAAUAUCCUCGCAGAAACUGCGUCACCCAGUUUAUCCAAAGAACCACACAUGGUAUCUGACAGAGCUACACCAGUCAUUCCAUUAGUCGCCGAAUUACCUUUCAUUACCACACCCUUCCCUCCUGCAGGAAAUAUAGUCAGUUCUGAACAGGAAUCUGUAGUCUACUCUCAGGCAAUCACAGACAGAUUAGUCACUGAAUCACCCACCGCUGCUGGGAGUACCAACAACUCUUGGGAUAUGUAUGACUACUUAUCUUCUGGGUCAGGACCACUUGGAAAGCCACACAUAUCUGAAAUUAAGGAGGAAGGACUCCAAAGUACAACUGUCAUCUCCCAACAUGCUACUGGCUCACAGGAUGGAAUUACAGAGGGUGUGCAUGAAUCAGUUACACAGAUGGAACAAAUAGAAGUGGGCCCCUUAGUAACAUCCAUGCAAAUCACAAAGCACAUUUCUUCCAAGGAGUUGUCAGCAACUGAAACACCAUUUCAAUCCACAGACGUGACCCUGGCACACAAAACUGAAAUGCCAACAGUAAGCACUAGUCCUGAAUUGGCAACCACAAAUCACUAUAGAUUCACCUUAAGGGAAGAUGAUAGUGAAGACAGAACACAAAAAGUUAGAUCCAGUCAGAGCACCUCGGGCUUUAGCCAAAUACCUGAAGUCAUCACAGUAUCAAAGACAUCAGAAGAUCCUACCUACUCCCAGUUAAGGGACUCCGAGUCCUUUUCAACAUCAACGUUUGUUUCACCUGUUACCAUGCAUGACAUAGAUGGAUCGCUCACAGAUAAAGAGAAAGAACACAAAACUAAUGGCAAGAUGACUGAAGAUGAUUUUGGUCAGUCACAGCCUACAACUCCUUUCCCAUCACAGCAUCUUACAGACGCAGACUUGCUUCCAUUUUCUGGUGACACAACAUCAGUAGAGGGAGUGCCCACAGUUACUCAUCCCUUGUUACAAACAGAAGAGACACAGGGAAGAGAACUAACAGAAACACCAAGACCAGAGUGGAAAACAGAUACUUACACAGCUGAUGAGAUACAAGAAAAGAUCACCAAGCAUCCAUUUAUAGCAACUACAGAAGAAGGCUUCUCUGGAAUGAAGCCCUCUACAUCUUCCUCAGAAGGAAUUCAUUUCACAGAGUCUUCAGUGGAAAUGACCGAAUCUGUUUCCCCAACAUUGACAACUGGAAAGUUAAGUGUGAAGCCAACAGAAGCAAGAGAUGUAGCAGAAAUGACAGUUCUGACUAGAUUAGAAACACAUGUUACAAAGUCCAACAAAGACUUUACAACUGCCCAUUUGACCCAAAGUAGGGAAGUAGUCACAGUAUCAAAAUGGUCAUGGGAUGAAAAUAAUGCAACUUCAAAGCCUUUAGCCUCAACAGAACUUUCAGGUGUUACAAAAUUGCCCCCUGUCUCACUUAGUACUACAGGAAAAAAUGGAAAGGAUAAAGAAACACCAAGAUUCACGGAUGUAGGAAAUGAAUAUUCUCAUUUCCUAGAUGAUACUAAAAAAACAUUAGAAAAGGUUUCUGAAGAAGAAUUAACAUCUGGAGAAUUUACAGGUACGUUUCAGCCAACUACAUCAAUGAGUGGUGCAGAAAAGUCAACUUUGAAAGCAUCUACAACUGGAGACAGGGUUCUGCCCAGCACAAGUACAGAAGACCAAGUCAUUCACACAACUGUGGAAGGAAGUGCUUUGGGUGAAGAUACAGAUACCUCUGAACAACUUUUUACUACCUCCCCAUUUGCAUAUACCUCUGAUGUGGAAGAAUUGGCAUUUGUCAAUUAUAGUAGCACCCAGAAGCCCACUACUUAUGUAGACAUGUUCCACACUAGUCCUCUUUCUGUAAUUCCCAAGACAGAAUGGAGUAUGUCGGAACCUUCUGUUCCACUGGAAGAUGAGGUUUUAGGCAAAUCUGAUCAAGAUAUUACUGAACAGACUCAUUUACAAGCAACCAUGUCUCCAGAAACUUUGAGAACAACAGAGAUCAUACAGGGAGAAACCGAGAAAGAACCACAAACCCCAGGGAGCUCAUUUCCUGCUCUCAGUUCUACUGCAGUUAUGACAAAGGAGACGACAGCAUUUGAAGAUGGAGAGGGAUCAACAUACACUGUCUCUGAAGACAGAUUGGUGACAGGUUUUGAAAGAGUCCGAGUUUUAGAAACCACUCCCAUUGGAGCAAUUGAGCACGGCACAUCUUAUCCACCCGGUGCGAUAACGCAGCACGCAGCGGAAGUGGGUACAGUGGUGACACUGGUACCAACCAUUAGGCCAAAAGCAGUUUUAAGUACAGAGCCAGAAAUAAAUUAUGAAGCAGAAGGUAGUAGUCCCACAGAAUUUGCAUCAACCUUGAGGCCCUUCGGGACUCACAGCACAGAGCUUAUGGAGGAAACUACUGAGGAAGAAAAAAAGACAUCCCCAGAUUAUACAGAUGUAGGCUCAGGACUAUUUGAAAAACCACGAGCCACAGAACUCCCAGAAUUUCCAAUAGCUCCAAGUGACAUCAGUGUUUUUACGUCCAUAGAUAGCCUUUACAGAACUCCACCAUUCAGGCCAUCUUCAUCAUUUACUGAGGAUCCACGUGUCUUUGAGAAGGAGCCCAGUGGGGAAACGACAGAUGACAUCAUACUUACCAGAGAAUCUCUAACACCACACCCUCCCACAACUCUCAUCGAUAUCAUAGCUAAGAAAACAGAAACUGAUAUUGAUCAAGAGUAUCAUGUGACCUCAAGGCCUCCUGUAACACAGUCAACAAAGCCAUACACUGUGGAAAGAGAAACAACCUUCGAGCCUCAGGCACUGUCUGCUUCACCAUCCCCAGCAGGGACAAAAUUCCACCCUGACAUAAAUGUGUAUAUUAUUGAGGUCAGAGAAAAUAAGACAGGUCGAAUGAGUGAUAUGGUUGUAAGUGGUCAUCCGAUAGAUUCAGAGUCUAAAGAAGAUGAACCUUGCAGUGAAGAAACAGAUCCACUGCAUGAUCUGUUUGCUGAAAUCUUACCUGAAUUACCAGAUACCUUUGAAAUAGACAUAUAUCACAGUGAGGAAGAUGAAGAUGGGGAUGAGGGCUGUGCUAAUACAACUGAUGUAACAACUACUCCAUCAGUGAAGUACAUCAAUGGGAAGCAGCUGGUCACCACAGUGACCAAGGACCCGGAAGCAGCAGAAGCUAGGCGUGGCCAGUAUGAAAGUGUUGCACCAUCUCAUAAUUUCUCAGACAGUUCUUCAAGUGACCCCCAUCAGUUUAUAAUAGCAGAAACAGAAUUGUCAAGUGCCAUGCAAUUUAACAAAUCUAAAGAAGCCCCUGAAUUGUUAGAAAUCACGUGGAAACCUGAGACUUAUCCUGAAAUACCGGAACACUUUUCAAGUGGUGAGCCUGAUAUUUUCCCUACAGUCUCAUCCCAUGAUGGUAAAACCACAAACUGGGCAAAGCCCAUCACAGAGAGCAGUGCAAACCUUGGAAAUUCAGAGCACAAACAGCCUAAGCCUAUACCUCUGUCUCCUGAAGAUUCUUCAGGAGACGGUGCCCUUGACCAAGCGUCCCAGGAAACCGUCCUUUCUAGGGCGACAGAAAUAACAUUUAGUAAAGAGACAGACCAAAGUCCUACCAUAUCUACCUCUAGCAUACUUUCAAGUUCUGUGUCACUAAAUGUCUUGGAGGAAGAACCAAUGACCCUAAUAGGAAUCCCACAGACGGAUGACUCUUUGUCUACUGUGGAAAGUUCGGUAGAGCUAACCCCUGGAGAAUCUGUAGAUUUCUCAGGGAGUUCUUCAGCCCCUAUUAUUGAAGGGUCUGGGGAAGUGGAAGAAUAUAAAAAUAAAAUCUUCACCAAGGUAACAACACCCCAGAGAGAUCUUACAGACACACUCAUCCCUUUGGAUAUGGGAGAGAUCCCAGACAGCCAUUUUUAUAUUCCUGCAACCACCACUCCUUUCGGUUCACAACUGCCUUCUGAAGAUGCAAGGCCUACACAAUCUGGAAUUCAGACAGACACUUCUGAAUGGGUUUUCAAUACGUCUUUUGAAGGAAGGAAAAGGGAAGAAGACAAAGAGGGAACUACAAAUGCAGCCCAUGGAGUGGAAGUCCAAUCAGCAACACAGAGGUCAGAUCACUUACUUUUACCUCCAAAAUUAGAAAGUUCAAAUGUAGCUGCAUCUAGUAAUUCAGCUACCUGGGAAGGUUUUAUGCCAGAGACAACACCCACACAGGAAAUGGCGAAUUCUACUCUUGUUUCUAGAGGAACACAUCAUGUAGUCAAUUUGGAAGUACGGCCCUUUGAGCAAAGCGGUAGCAGGGUCCACGAUGUCCUGACCACUCUCUCGGGAUGGACCCCCUCUCUUUUAAUGGAUUCAGGCUCAGGAGAUGUUGGUGUUGAUCUGGAAUCCACAGCUGUUCCUUCAUUUUCAUUAGAUUUAGAGUCUGAAACCAAAGUCAAAACAGAAUUACCUAGUACUCCAUCUCCCAGUGUGGAAACCUUAUUCUAUGAGCCAACAGGGUUAGCUCUGAAUACUGUAUUGAAUGUAGAAGUUGCUGAAGUUAUGAGCCAGACAUCCAAGGAGACACUGAUUUCAGAAAUCUCAGUAAAGCCAAGUCCCCUGGCAGAAGUAAGGGAUUUAUAUACAGGUUUUCCUUUGGGAGAAGAUUUUAGUGGUGACGUUAGUGAAUAUUCAACACUGUCUUAUCCAGUGACAAAAGGGGAAAGAGUGGGGAUGGGAGACUCGGAGAACGAACCAGUUAGGGAUAUACAGACUUCACCAUCUAUGUCGCCUACCUCUGAAGAUAUCAGCCUUGUGCCUGACUCAAAAGGACUCAGCAGUAGGGUGGCCAGCACCUCAACCUUCCCUUGGGAAGAGUUCAUGGCCUCAGCUGAGGGCUCAGGUGAGCAGCUGGCCUCAGUCAGGAGCUCUGUUGGCCCCGUGCUUCCUCUUGCUGUGGACAUUUUUUCUGGGACAGAGUCUCCAUAUUUUGAUGAAAGGUUUCAUGAAGUGGGUGCUAUGGCGGAAGCAGAUAGAAGAUCCAUCACUGUGCCAACAGAAGAAACUGGACAUACGAUAGAUCUGACAGCAAAUGGGGACAUAAAAGUAAAUAGCACAAUUUCAAUGGACUUUCCCCAAACAGUGGAGCUAGCCAAAUUAUGGCCUAAACAGGAAGUCAAUCCUGUAAAACAAGAGACGGAAAGUGAAACAGCAUCACAGGAAGAAGCUCAGGGACAGAAGACUUUUGAUUCUCAGCAUGAUUCUCUUGCAACAGAACAAACAAUUUUGGAAUCCCAAACACUUAUUGAAGCUAAAUUCCAAACUCCAGAUGACUCCAUGUUAACAGUAAAGAAAUCGUACGGUAGUAAUAAGGAGGUGGAGGAGGAAAGGAAGUCAGUAGCUCAUGUAUCUACUCCAGGUCCAGGGAUAGAAGGCUUAGAACCAUAUACUGCUCAUCCUGAAGCAACUGGAAAGCCACACACUUUCUUAGAUACUGCUUUCGUGACUGAAUCUGUACCAGCUAGAAGUGUAGUUAUGGAUUCCUCAACUCAAGAGUAUGAAAGUAUAAAAUUCCUCCACAGGGGUAUGAAACUAACAAUUAAAGAAUCAAAUGCUGAUCUCUCAUUCUCAGGACUGGGAUCAGGAGACACCUUGCCUCCUCUGCCUACAUCAUCAGUGAGUUUGACUGAAACUGAGCAGGUCAUUAGCACAUUGCAUCCUGAGACAUCUCACAUGGAGAGUUUAGGAACAAACAUCUUAAGUGAUAAAAUAGAAGACGAUGGGAUAAUGGAAAAUGAGUCAGAUGAAGUUGGAACACUCAUUUCCAAAACAGACAGCAUCUCUCAAGACAGUAAGGAAGCACCCGGCACAGUCCUGAGUGAUACUAGAACCAAAGAACCUCCACCUUCAACUCUUCCAUUCACAAAGCACAGGGACACGGAGCAUCCUCCAAAUCAUACCCUCGAGUGGGAAGAGGAAAUCCAGACCCCUAGACCCCAAACCAUGACUGAACAGACCUCUAAUGAGAGUUCUUCAACAUCAGAAACUGAAGCAGCAGCAACCUCCCCUACUACUUUUCUGGCUCAGACUUCCAGUAUUGAAGUGACCGAAGUGACAUCAGCAUCAAAACAAUCCGACUUAUUUUAUGUAAACUCUGGAGAAGGGUCUGGAGAAGUGGAUGCUUUUGACUUAGUGCACACUACUGGAACUACUCAGGCAACCAGUCAAGGAGAUAGCACAUUUGCUUCUGAUGGAUUCCUGGCAAAGCAUCCAGAGGUGUCAAGGACUGAGGCCGGAGCUACUGCUGGAUCUCCAACAGCUUCAGCAAUGCUCCCGCAUUACUCAGAAUACAAUGAGGGGUCCCUGUAUCCAACGUUGCCAAGCAUGGCGCCAUAUGUGCAUCCCACAGAAGGUAUGACAGAUGGGCUGCAAGAUCACAUCAGAGUUGAAAGUUCUACCUUGAAACUCAGCAGAAGAAGAACCACUGAAAACAUCAUCAUAGAUCUAGACAAAGAGGAUAGUAAGGAUCUAGAGUUGGCAGUUACUGAGAGUGCUGUCAUGGAAAUUCUACCUGAGCUGACAUCAGAUAAAAAUAUUAUUAUAGAUAUUGAUCACACUAAACCCAUGUAUGAGUAUAUCCCUGGAAUACACACUGACCUAGAUCCAGAGGUAGCAUUGGGAUUACACAGCAGUAACGAAGAAAGUCUUCAAAUUCCAAAGAAGGAAGAGGCAGCUGCUAAUCUUUCGACAGCUGAGGAAGCAUUUGAGGGCUCUGGUGAUGCACUUCUUUCUGGCUAUACUCAAGCAAUGCAAAACAAGUCUGUGACUUCUGAGGAUAGAAAGCAGGAAGAGAAAAGCAGCUUUAACUUUGCAACUGGAAUCCCACUUCCUAGCAUAGAAACAGAAUUAGAUACUUUCUUUCCCACAAUAUCAACACUGCCCAUUCCCAGUAAGCUGACCACAGUUAGUCCAGAGACUGAUCAACCCCAAACUGAAGCCAUAUCUCUGGAUGAUGUAUUUGAAUCAAGCACCUUGUCGGACGGCCAAGCUAUUGCAGACCAGAGUGAAGUAAUAGCGACACUGGGGCAUUUGGAAAGGACACAGGAAAAAUACGAAGAAAAAAAAUAUGGAGGUCCUUCUCUUCAGCCAGAAUUCUUUUCAGGAGCAGGGGAGGUAUUGACAGAUCCCCCUGCUUAUGUAAGUAUUGGUAGUACGCACUUUGUGGCCCAGCAUUUAACGGAAUCCCCUGAUGUCACAGGAAGAGCUGCCUCCACGCAUCACGCUGAACCAACACCUGCAGUUUCUGCUCUGGCAGAGCUGUUUCCUCAGACACCACCUUCUGCCUUCCCUGUCUACAGAGACAGUGGAGUCUCUGAAUACCCAGAGGUUGCUCACACAAGUGCUCAACUAGGUCCCGGUGCUGCCUCAUCGCAAAGCUCUAGAGAGGGUUCUUUCAAGGAGGUCCGUGCUAAUAUUGAAGACACCAUCAAGCCAUCUGGUGAAGAUGUUCACAGAACUGAGCCUCCGUUCUUGUCUCUGGACCCUGCUUUAGACGUUUCAGAAGAUGAAAGCAUUCCUAAGUUACUAGAAGAACUGGAAACAUCUCCCACACCACCAGUUGCCAAAGAAGAAACUGAAACUCCCCAAGAUUCUCUGAACAAAGCUGAAGCUAAUGAUCAGAUUCUAGGAGAAACAGUUGGAAGGCUUGCCAGUGUAGGAACAACGGCGAGUGGACCUGUCAGUCCAGCUGCCAAUGGCGCGGAGCUAGUGGGUGCCACACAGCGGCUGCACGCUACUUCUGCAGCUUUCGGGACUGAGACAGCUGUACUGCCUCAGCCCAGCCCACAGACGCCUGAGAGCGCCACCCUUCCUUCCUUGGAAAUGCGCCAUGAAACAUACACAUCUUUAAUUGGAGAAGAAUCCAUAGCUGCAACAUCUGAAAAACAAGUGUCAAAAAGAAUUCCAGAUUACAAUAACCAGGCAACAGGCAGCUCUCUGGAUCUAAAUACUGCACAUUCAAGACCAGCAUUCUCCAUUCUGGACAAUUCUAACGAAACUGCUUUCCUGAUUGACAUUAACGAAGGGUCCGUGGAAGGCACAGCGGUUUAUCUACCAGGAGCUGACCGAUGCAAAAUGAACCCAUGCCUCAACGGAGGCACCUGUUACCCCACUGAGACUUCCUAUGUGUGCACCUGUGUCCCGGGAUUCAGUGGAGACCGGUGUGAGCUGGAUUUUGAUGAAUGUCACUCCAACCCUUGUCGGAACGGAGCCACCUGUGUAGAUGGCUUUAAUACCUUCAGAUGCCUCUGCCUUCCAAGCUAUGUUGGCGCACUCUGUGAGCAGGACACUGAGACAUGUGACUACGGCUGGCACAAAUUCCAAGGGCAGUGCUACAAGUACUUUGCUCACCGCCGCACAUGGGAUGCGGCUGAAAGGGAGUGCCGUCUGCAGGGUGCCCAUCUCACAAGCAUCCUGUCUCACGAGGAACAAAUGUUUGUGAAUCGUGUGGGCCAUGAUUACCAGUGGAUAGGCCUCAAUGACAAAAUGUUUGAGCACGACUUCCGUUGGACUGAUGGCAGCGCUCUGCAAUACGAGAACUGGAGACCCAACCAGCCAGACAGCUUCUUCUCUGCUGGAGAAGACUGUGUUGUGAUUAUCUGGCAUGAGAACGGCCAGUGGAAUGAUGUCCCCUGCAAUUACCACCUCACCUACACCUGCAAGAAGGGGACAGUUGCUUGCGGCCAGCCCCCUGUUGUAGAAAAUGCCAAGACCUUUGGAAAGAUGAAACCACGUUAUGAAAUCAACUCCUUGAUUAGAUAUCACUGCAAAGAUGGUUUCAUUCAGCGUCACCUUCCAACUAUCCGGUGCCUAGGAAAUGGGAGAUGGGCCAUGCCUAAAAUAACCUGCAUGAACCCAUCUGCAUACCAAAGGACUUAUUCUAAGAAAUACCUUAAAAAUUCCUCAUCAGCAAAGGACAAUUCCAUAAAUUCAUCAAAACAUGAGCAUCGCUGGAGCCGGAGGUGGCAGGAAUCGAGGCGCUGAUCCUUAAAAUAAACACGUGCUUCACCAUUUCAGCCAAAGCCCUGACUUUCUGUGCCUUUCCUAUCACCUCAAGAAGUAUUAGCAGUUGGUUUGGAUUUUGGGACUUCCAUCUGGUCAUUUGGGGUUGCUGUGCUCCUAAAAUAUUUUCAAUGAAACAUGGAAUUUUUAAAAAGUGAAUAAAAUGAAAGAGAAUGAGCGAAGAAGAUACCAUUUUCAGCCUAUCUAAUUUCUUUAGUUCUCUCUCUCCAGUGUUCACCAUGUAUGCCAGCCUACUGUACUAUUUAAAAAAUGCAAUUUCAGCACCGAUGGCCAUGUAAAUAAGAUGAUUUAAUGUUGAUUUUAAUCCUGUAUAUAAAAUAAAACAUCACACUGAGUUAAGGCAUAUUUAAUGAUGACUAAGGAGCUUGCAAGGGCUUUAAUCAUUGGUCUGGCUGCUUUGCUAUAAUUUGUCUAGGCUGGAAAUGGUUUUGUCUGCCCAUUGACUGUCAGCAAGUUUGAGGAUGACUUUCCCGGACAACCAGCAGAGUCUUGAGUUCUCUGCGCCCUUAUCAGCCAUGGGAGCCGUGCUGGCCCAAGCGAUGCCUGGCUGAUGGGGGACUGAUGAAACUCUCGGAGCUCCAGGGUGCAACUCCAUUUUGCCAUGACCCUUUUUCUUCACCUACAUGAAGGGCCUGGAUGGAGGACUUUUCUAUGACUUGGAACAUUUUUUAAGGGUCAAAAUGCUAAUUAUUAACGCAACCAGGUUUUCUUUUUAAUGGCUUUCUUAACACUAACGCUGGUAAGGUAACAGAUGAAGGUAUUUGGAAUGGAUAUAGAGCAAGGGUUGUGGGGGGAUGGGGGUUCUUAAAACAACAACACUCGUGCAAAAAAAAAAAAACCUUUUUGUACAUAUAACCAUUUUAAUCCUUUAUAAAAUUUUGAAUGUUCAUGUAUGAAUGCUGCAGCUGCAAAGCACACAUAAAUAAAUGAAGUAAGCCAUACAGAUUUAAUUUAUUGGAUGUUAUUUUCCCCAAGACCUGAAAUCAAUGUAGUAUGCUAGUAAUUUUUCCGUGUUAGCUUUUGUACUUUCUUCAAAGUUUGAAUGCUUAUAAUAUAGGUACUCUGUUCCUGAUUAAAAAAUGUGAUGGAUAGAAUGUUCCAAGUGUUUCUUAUGGAGAACGGAAAAGUGUUUAGCUAUCAGUAAGUGGUGGUUGCCCAUUCCAAGCAAUAGUGUAAGUGUAGAUCUAGUGUGGGCAUUUCUUCCAGUUAGGUACAGUAUAUGUGCUGAAGUUUUUGCUUCUCUCUUCCCACCCAUUUCCCCCUUGCAUUUGAACAGUGAUUGCUGAAGCUGGGAUUGAAUUACUAUUUUAAGAUAUUUAAGGCUCAAAGUUAAAACCACUCAUGGACAGAAGGCAUUUAAGGCUUUUUCACUCAUAACUUUACAGAAAACUACUUAGGGAAAAAUACAAACGAAAUAUGAUCAGAAGCCAAACUUUAAUUUAUACAAACAUUGGACUAUCAUAUGCUUUCUCAUAAACAGGGGCAGAUUUUAUGUUUUAUACACCAGAUCAGGUAAAUUUUCAAGAAUGAAAAGAACAGUGAAACAACAGACUGGGAUUGGUCCUAUGUUGAUUGUUUCUCAUGAAGCUUUCCUUGGCUUAGAGGAAAUGAGUGCACUCAGCACAGUGUCUUAGUAAGGUCCUGGGUCUCUGCAGUACGCGGAGUCCGUCCUAACAUGUUCUAGAGCGCAGAAAAUCACUGUGUUGACUUAUUAGGGCUUUUUUUCCUUUUCAUUACAAUGCACAUAAUACUUCCCUGUAUUUAUAUUAUAACAUGUAUAGUGUAAAAUGUGAAUGACUUUUUUUGUGAAUGAAAAUCUAAAAUCUUUGUAACUUUUUAUAUCUGCUUUUGUUUCACCAAAGAAACCUAAAAAUCCUUCUUUUACUA
Molecule: messenger RNA, 12544 nt
Organism: Meriones unguiculatus (Mongolian gerbil)
Lineage: Eukaryota; Metazoa; Chordata; Mammalia; Rodentia; Muridae
Gene: Vcan
Product: versican
Exons: 15
Coding region: 527-10618 (3363 amino acids)
Biological process (GO): cell adhesion
Molecular function (GO): calcium ion binding; hyaluronic acid binding
Source: RefSeq, a predicted model, not a curated record